GGUCCUCCCACCCUGACCCUCCCGCUUCCCCACUGCAGCUCGCACCGGUACCUCCCGCUGCCGCAGCUCCCCGGGCGGAGACACAAGCUCUGAGUCAUUCGGCGGCUUCUGUUGGGUCGGCGCCGUGACGGCUCACUGCGGCGUGUCGUCGGCGCCGCCGAGCUCGUAGCGCGCCUGCCGUCCCCGCCGAGCCUGCUCUUGUCCCCCGGCUGGUCCGGGACACCCGGGCACCGCUUCGACGGCGGCUUCGGCGGCCCCGCGGCCCGGGUCGCAGCCCGCACCCGGAGCAGACGGCGUCAUGAGGCACCUGCCGUACUUCUGUCGCGGCCAGGUGGUGCGGGGCUUCGGCCGCGGCUCCAAGCAGCUGGGCAUCCCUACAGCCAACUUUCCCGAACAGGUCGUGGACAGUCUUCCAGCUGAUGUAUCCACUGGCAUUUAUUACGGUUGGGCCAGUGUCGGAAGUGGGGAUGUUCAUAAGAUGGUGGUGAGCAUAGGAUGGAACCCAUACUACAAAAAUACAAAAAAGUCCAUGGAAACCCAUAUCAUGCAUACCUUCGAAGAGGACUUCUAUGGGGAAAUCCUCAACGUGGCCAUCGUCGGCUACCUCAGACCUGAAAAGAACUUUGAUUCUUUAGAGUCCCUCAUUUCAGCAAUUCAAGGGGAUAUUGAGGAAGCCAAGAAACGACUAGAUUUACCAGAACAUUUGAAACUCAAAGAAGAUAAUUUCUUCCGGGUUCCUAAAAGCAAAAUGAUGAAUGGCCACUGAUGAAAUAUCAUCUUCUUAUUUAUUCAUUCAUUGUUUUCUCGUAUUUUACUACUCACAACUCCUCGUCAUUAAUACUUUAAAAAUCAAACAUUUUCCUACAGCUGUGAAUUAAACAGUGCAAUGUAUUUACCACAUUAUGCGUCAGUUGUCCAAAUUUAACGCAUCGUGCUAUAGUACUAAAAUGAUUCGUUUUAAAAAUCAAGCUGCUUUUUUAUGUGGUGUGUCAGUUAAAAUGUACUGCUAGAAAGGUCGUAACUGUCUUAUAAUGGGAAUGAAGCGUAUAUAAGUAUGGGUGAAAGGUCAAGUCACUAGUUUUGAGAUGAAGACUCUAAUUGUCACGGUAAACAGUAGCGUAUACGCACCUGUGUAGGAUGUGCUGCUAAGUAGGGAAGGCUUAUAAAUAAAUGUACUCACCAGAGCUUUGAGAGUUUAUUAUAAACCUAAGCGGAAAAAUCCAGACUUUAUAUUUUUGAUAUUUGGUAUAUUAAUAUAUUUACAAAUAGCGAUAUGUGGGAUUUCACGGUAGUCAGUCAUUUCCUCUACGAGGUCAAAGCAUUGUACUGUGUUCCAUUUUUGUUAGAGCUCCCUCAGCUCCAGUUGGUCUAGACUCGCUCUUCCUGUCCUUUGUUUGUCUCCAAAAGCAGUAAAGUGAGUGUUUUUCUAAAUCUCUAGAUGGCGUCUGUGUUGUAUAACAUUUGUCCUUUUUAGAGUCGAUAUUCGACAUUUUUCUGGACUUUGGUUCUGUUUUUCUUGAAACCAUUGUUAGUGUCAGGGUUUUUUGUUUUUUUUUCCCCCUCCUAUUCCAUUUAGAAUAUCCUACAGCUGUACACUUGGACAAAAGACGGCAUCCAUAUGUACCAUUCCAUCCCUUUGCCCUGUGAACAGUGACCAAGUGCAAAGCUGUGUUGCCUUUUAGGAAAAAAAAAAUGCCCAUCUCUAGGUUUCCUCAUGUUUGGGGGAGCACGCAGUGGAUGAUUUGUAUAUACCAGUUUCUAGACGAAUACAAACAUUUGUUUUCCCCCUAGGGAAGCCAUUUAAGAACCAAUUAAAUUAUGAAACAUUUAUUUUUAAUGUAAUUACAUAUUCCUGAGCAAAUGUAAACUGUCGUGGCUUUGUACGCACAAUGUAACUUAAUGCUGAACAGUGCUUGUAGCUUGGGGAAAAGGCAUACAUAAUAAAGUUUUAGUUAAAUAAUCUUCA
Messenger RNA from Suricata suricatta (meerkat), 1966 nucleotides. It is a transcript of the gene RFK, whose product is annotated as riboflavin kinase. Gene Ontology annotation, molecular function: riboflavin kinase activity. The record is from RefSeq and is a predicted model, not a curated record. The transcript has 4 exons. Gene Ontology annotation, cellular component: mitochondrion. Lineage: Eukaryota; Metazoa; Chordata; Mammalia; Carnivora; Herpestidae. The coding region runs from base 299 to 766 and encodes 155 amino acids. Gene Ontology annotation, biological process: riboflavin biosynthetic process; FMN biosynthetic process.